Messenger RNA from Nelumbo nucifera (sacred lotus), 1486 nucleotides. The record is from RefSeq and is a predicted model, not a curated record. Lineage: Eukaryota; Viridiplantae; Streptophyta; Magnoliopsida; Proteales; Nelumbonaceae.
UUACUGAUUUAGGGCUUGAACCCGACCAAACGAAGCUCUCUCUCUCUCUCUCCCGAAGAGAGAUCAGGGUUUCACCAGCUAAACAAAGGGGAGAGAUCAAGGUUUCGUUCUCGUACUUUAUAGAUCGUAUUGGUCUCAAUUCUUACUCUCUCUCAUUGUUUUCCAGUCUGGUUUCCAUAUAUCCAUGGCGGGAGAACUUCUUGAGUUGUUCGAAGCCGCGAAGAAGGCUGCGGACGCUGCUGCAGCAGAGAGGUCGUCCUCGGGUGGAGCGGAGGAAGUUCGAUGUAUCGAUGCAUUGAAACGGCUGAAGAGUUUUCCCGUGACGAAGCAAGAUCUUAUCGAUACUCAGGUUGGAAAACGUGUUCGCCUACUCACAAAACAUCCUAGACAGAAGAUCCAGGCUAUGGCAUCUGAUUUGAUUGAGAUAUGGAAAAGAGUAGUUAUUGAGGAAACAACUAAAAACAAGAAAAAUGGAUGCUCAGAUAACAAAGAUUCUAUGAAGCCUGAUGUUGCAAAGGCAGAGACCGUCAAGGUUGAGAAGGUGCAAAAGGCACCAGACUCUGUACGGGUCGAGAAGGCUUCAAGGGUUGAAAAUGUAAAGGUUGAGAAAAUUUCGAGGUUGGAAACUGUCAAAGUUGAAAAACAUGGUGAUGCCGAGCCUCUUAAGGUUGAAAAGGUACCCAAGGAGGAGAAACAAGUUUCUGGUAGUAAAAGACCAUUGCAAGCUCCUAAUGGCCCUCCUAAACUGACUAAAAUGAUCAAAUGUAAUGAUGAUGCACGUGACAAAAUCCGGGAAAUUCUUGCAGAGGCCUUGUCCAAAGUUUCUGAUGAGGCUGAUGAAGAUAUUAGGGAUGAAGUAAAUGCAUGUGAUCCUAUUCGGGUAGCCGUCUCUGUGGAAUCUGCAAUGUUUGAAAAGUGGGGCCGCUCCAAUGGUGCCCAUAAGUUCAAAUACAGAUCUAUAAUGUUCAACAUCAAGGACACAAAUAACCCUGAUCUACGGAGGAGAGUCCUUCUUGGAGAGGUCAAGCCAGAAAGACUUCUUGUUAUGACGGCAGAAGAAAUGGCAAGUGAUAGAAGAAAACGUGAGAAUGACCAAAUAAAGGAGAAAGCAUUAUUUGAAUGCGAGCGUGGAGGUCCGCCAAAGGCUACAACUGAUCAGUUCAAGUGUGGUCGAUGUGGGCAGCGGAAAUGCACUUAUUAUCAAUUGCAGACCCGGAGUGCUGAUGAACCUAUGACAACCUUUGUAACGUGUGUAAACUGCAACAACCAUUGGAAGUUUUGUUAGGUUGUCUUUUUAGCUACCGUACCAUUGUAAUAGAUUGACCUUUAGAUGUUGAGCCAUGAAGCUCCAUCUUUCUUUUUCUUGUGAUCCAUCAUUUAUGAAUUUGGUCUUUGAUAUCCUUCAAAAUAUGAUGUUGGUUAAUUGAUUAGGGAGAAUUUGUUUCAACUUUCAUGGCAUUUCAGUUAUCUAAGAUGCGUUUAUAUA